Molecule: messenger RNA, 2780 nt
Organism: Phragmites australis (common reed)
Lineage: Eukaryota; Viridiplantae; Streptophyta; Magnoliopsida; Poales; Poaceae
Exons: 2
Coding region: 576-1715 (379 amino acids)
Source: RefSeq, a predicted model, not a curated record
GGGGGGGGGGCUUCAAUUGCAGUAUGUUGGAGGACGUAUUGCGAUGUCUUACAUAGAGCUGGAUAAGCUAUCUUUACCUGAGAUCAAAGGGCAUCUAAGUGAUCAUAUGGCAGUUGAUGAUGUCGUCCGUCUACACUGGUUGUUUCCUGGAAAGGAGUUGGGCAAUGGGCUGACAUUGUUGGUUGACGAUAAUUCUUGUAAUGUGAUGGUUCAGCACAUCAGUGACGGUGGAGUGGCUGAUAUAUAUGUUGAGGAUAUUAGAGUGGAAGAGGGGCCAGAGGACAAGGAAGAAAGUGGCUGGGAGUUUGAGAUGGCUGAAGCAGAUGACAAGGAUGCAACAGUUCCUGAACCUGACGGUGGAGUCCUAGAAGCUAGAAGAGAGUAGGAGCCAAGCAUUGGUACCUGCAAAUGCAUUGGUUCCUGAAGUUGACAAUUUACAAGAUGAUGAGAGUCCAUAUUUUGACUCCAGUGAGGACUAUUCUUAUGAGGAGAAUAGUGAAGGGGAAACAGAGAGGUGGAUAAGCACUAAGAAAAGAUAUGACAGUAAUGCAUUAGUUCCUGUGUUUGCAGUUGGUAUGGCUUUCAGAUCGAGUAUGCAGUUCAAGAAAGCAAUUGUGAAGUAUGGCUUGGUAACACACAGGCACAUUCUGUUUCCAAAGGAUGAGAAAAAGGGGGUAAGGGCUAUUUGUUCUUGGAAAGGAUGCAAUUGGUUGAUACAUGGUUCAAAGACAAACAUGUCUGAAUGGUUCAAAGUAAUCAAAUUUGUGGAUGACCACAGCUGCCCACCUAGGAGGGAUAACAAGUUAGUCACAUCAAGAAGGAUUGCUGACAAGUACUUCAAUGAAAUCAAGGACAAUCCCACAUGGAAGGUGGAGCUGAUCAAGAAGGCAGUUCUUAGGGACAUGCUUUGUGAUGUGUCACUUUCAAAGUGCAAGAGAGCCAAAGCUCCUGUGCUGCAGGAAGCAUUGGAUUCUACUAAAGGAGAGUACUCAAAAGUGUAUGAUUAUCAAAUGGAGUUAUUAAGGAGCAAUCCUGGUAGUAGUGUGAUUGUGACCCUUAAUCCUGAGAUAGUCGACAAGAAAGUAUUCCAGAGAUUCUAUGUAUGCUUUGAUGCUUGUAGAAAAGGGUUUCUUGCUGGUUGUAGAAGAGUAAUUGGGCUAGAUGGUUGCUUUUUUAAGGGUGCCACCAAUGGUGAGCUGUUAUGUGCCAUAGGAAGGGAAGUAAACAAUAAAAUGCACCCUGUUGCAUGGGCUUUAGUUGAGAAGGAAACAUAUGACUCUUGGUAUUGGUUUCUUGGUUUACUGCAACGAGACCUCAACAUCAAUUGUGGAGGUGAAGGAUGGGUACUCAUUUCUGACCAGCAAAAGGGAUUGUCGAAGGCAGUAUUUGAGCUAGUUCCAAGUGCAAAUCAUAGGAUGUGCGCAAGGCACAUCUAUGCAAAUCGAAGGAAGAAGCACAUUGGUCAGAAGCUGCAGAGGAAAUCCUGGGAGUGUGCAAAGUCAUCAUGCAGAGUGCUCUUCAACUACAACAAAGCAAAGCUGGCUCAAGGCACACCUCAAGGAGCCAAGGACAUGGUGUCCACUUCACCUGAGCACUGGAGUAGGGCAUUCUUCAAGCUAGGAUCCAACUGUGACUCUGUUGAUAACAAUAUGUGUGAGAGUUUUAACAACUCUGUCAUGGAUUCUAGGUUCUUACCAGUAAUUUCCAUGAAUUAGGCUAUAAGAUGCAAAGUUAUGGUAAGAAUUCAAGAGAAUAGGACCAAGGCAGACAAAUGGCAGGGGACAAUAUGCCCAAACAUCUCCAAGAAGCUGAAGCUCAACAUAGAGAGAUCUGGCAAGUGCUAUGUCUUGUGGAAUGGACAGGAUGGCUUUGAGGUCAAGGAGAAGGACAAGAGGAAGUUCACUGUCAACUUGGACCAGAAAACAUGUAGCUGCAGAUACUGGCAACUCUCAGGUCUGCCCUGUUGUCAUGCUAUCAGUGCAAUUUACAUGGCAUCAAGGAAUUUGGAUGAGCAAAUAGCUAGCUGUUUCUCAAUCACAGAGUACAUGAAGACAUACGAGCAUUGUUUGUAGCCUGUUGAAGGGCAGGAGAGCUGGCCAAUUUCUGACAUGCCAAGGCCACUUCCUCCAGCUUAUGUGAAGAUGCAUGGGAGGCCCAAGACUCAGAGAACAAGGGAGCCUCAAGAGAAGCCCAAGGGAACAAAGAUCAGCAAGGUUGUCAUCAAGAUGAAAUGUAGAUUGUGCCAGAAAACCACUCACAACGUAAGAACAUGCCCUUCCAACAAAGAAUCGGGCUAUAAGAGAAAUGCAUACAUCAAAAGGGAUGCUACUAGAAAGAGGAAAGAAAGAAAGUCUAAUACAUAUGUUGCAGGCACACAACAGAGUAGCAGCAGUCAUCAGGUCCCACGAGCAGCACCAGUUCAGAAUCAGCAGGCCAGGAAGAGGACUCCAAGACGCAAUACUUCCAGGCUAGCUCAUCUACUAUUUGGUGACAACUAACAACAAUUGAAGAAUUGCAGGUCUUCUAGGACUUGCCUUUUGUGCUACUGUAUGAUGGAUGGUGAAACCCAGGACUUGUCUGUAAUAGAUGGCGAAUGAUGGUGAAAUGUAGGACUCAUCUUUCUGAAACUUUUGUAAUGGCAUGUCAAACUCUGAAUGCUAAGCAUUUUGCUGUAUACUUUAGGACAUGUAUGCCUUUUGAUGUAUAGUUUAGAACAUGCUAAGUUCAGGACAGGUUACGAAUGGUUCGGCUAAGUUCAAGUAUAUGCUUAGUUCAGGACA